Molecule: messenger RNA, 2034 nt
Organism: Camarhynchus parvulus
Lineage: Eukaryota; Metazoa; Chordata; Aves; Passeriformes; Thraupidae
Gene: DEUP1
Product: deuterosome assembly protein 1
Exons: 14
Coding region: 1-2034 (677 amino acids)
Biological process (GO): centriole replication; de novo centriole assembly involved in multi-ciliated epithelial cell differentiation
Cellular component (GO): deuterosome; centriole
Source: RefSeq, a predicted model, not a curated record
AUGGCCUCAAAGUUACACCAAGUUAAAACGACAAUCAGUGGUAUGGAGGAGGACUUAGAAGUGUUCCAGGAACAAGCUGUGACUAAAGCUUCUCCAUGUGAAGUUGAACUUCAGGAAUUGGUGCAUCAAAUUGACAUAAUGGUAAACAGAAAGCAAAUAGAAUGGGAAAGAAAGAUGAGAGCUUUGGAAGCAAAGAUGGAUAUCCAGGAUCAAGAAUUAGCAAGUGCCCGAAGCAAACUGGAUCAAAAAGGUCAAGAGGUGGGACUACUUCAACAAGAAUUGGAAAACUUACAGAAAACUAAAAAUGAAAUGGCUCAGAGUUAUGAAGCUCAGCUUCAAGCACUGAAAUCUCAAUUCUCAAAGUUGGUACAUAGCUAUGAAAAGCUACAGUCAUACCAGUUAAAACAGAAAAAGCUUGAAAGCAGAGAAGAAUGUGAGGAAAAUCUGGAGACAUCAUCUAACCCAAGGAAUUUAUACGUGAAACUUGAGGGAUUUAAGGCAAAAUCACAAGAAUGGGAGAAGAACGGGACAACCUAUGUAAAUAACCCUGUUUAUGUAGAUAUGCAACAAAAAUUAUUUCCUGAGAAAUGUAGUUUAUUUCAGAGGCAGAGCCAGAAUUAUCAACUCCAAAUUUGCAAUAAGAAACAAAACCAAGAAGAGCUAAUUACCUAUACCCAGCCCAAAAAUGAAAACGAUGAUUCGAUUAUUGAAAAGCUAAAGGCAAUUGUGAAUGAAAUAGCAAGAAACAAGAAUAAACUGGUAGAGGAAAACAUGAAACUCCGUGAGGAUCUAAAAAUGUACCAAAAUCAGUGCCAGAACAUGGAGGCAGACAUCUCAGACAUGAGAAAUGAUCUUCAAUCAAGGGAUGGUCUCUGGAGAAGGAUACAACUGGAAUGCCAAAAGUUGUAUACAGAACUAUUGAAAAUCAAAGAGUAUAAAGAUAUACAGGAAAUUCAAAUAAAGUAUGAAUGGCAUCAAUCAUCUCAUGUUCAGCUUACUGAGCAACUAGAAAAUAAAAACCCUGAGUUAUUGCUGUUUGCAGAAAGUCAAGAAUGCCAAGAAGAAGAGCUGAACAAGAUAAGAAACCAUGUUUAUCGAGAAGAGCAGUCCCAUUGCUCUGAGCAGGAAAGAAUGAAGACAGAAAUCUCUGACCUGACAGAGGAGCUUCAUCAGAAGGAGAUCACUAUAGCAACUAUCAUGGAGAAAGCUAGUCUUCUGGAAAGACAGUUAAAAAUGGAGUUAGAGACAAAACACAAAUUGUUAACAAAACAGCAGUUGUUGGAAUUCCAUUACCAAGUUAUCAAAUCUGAAAACACGCAUCUAAAAGAAAUGGUGGAAAACCAGGAGUGUGAAAGUUGCAUGUGUAUAGAUUUAUGUAACAAAGAACAUGGAAAUUUCACAGCUUCUGUUCACAAAAUGAAACAUGAGAAUUUAAGACUACAAAAUACCCUUGUUAAACCGCAAAAUGACACAGAAACAUCGACACUGAGUUGCAUGGAUACAUACAGAGAAACAGAGCACAGCUGCCAAACCCAUUCAAAGAUGCAAGAAAAGGAAGAGAGAUCCUUCCAAAAUAAAGAUUCAUGGGAAAUGGAAUGUCAACAGACUGCUGUGCUCGCUGCUGGUGGAUACCACAGAAACUGCACUCCUGUUUUGUAUGGCCAAUGCAAUAUCACUGGUUCAAAAAGUGAUAGCACUUUAUCUUCUCAUCUACUUCACAGAGGCCAUGAAAAGAAAAUAAAUUCUAAAUCUCCAUUAACACCAGUGAAGUAUGUUUUGGGUAUUCCUGGGCCAUUUCCUGAAGCGGACAGAACAGGCAGCUUUCAGAACCCUGGUUACAAUGUGGAAGAAAUCAAAUUAUUGUCUCCCCCUGAGAUGUCCUUCCUUGCAACAACAGAAAAGUUCCUUCAAGAGGAAGAGAAACACGCCAGAGAAUUUGAAGAACGUUUAAAUUCACACCUCGAAGAACUGCAAAGAUAUUCUGAAAAUACUCUACGAAAAUAUGCCAGGAUGCAGCAAAGCAGGCAUACUUAA